ACUGUAUUUUGUGAAAUGGCGGCUGAUGGCGGAGGGUGGACGGUUUUUCAACGCCGAAUGGACGGUUCUGAAGACUUUUAUCGAACUUGGUCUGAAUACAGGAACGGCUUCGGAAAUUUGACAGGAGAGUUCUGGCUAGGCAAUGAGAAGUUGUCUCGUCUACUUAGUCAAGGUUCCUACGAGAUGAGAAUGGAUAUGGGGGAUUUUGACAACCAGACACGUUAUAUCAAAUACUCCACCAUCACUCUUGGUGACGAAGCCUCAAAAUAUGCCAUUUCACUAUCCGGCUACUCUGGUGACGUAGAUGAUUGCUUUUUGACCGGAGUACCUGCCGCCCAUCUAAACAACAUGAAGUUCAGCACAAAGGAUCAAGACAACGACUUGUACUCUCUAAACUGCGCGAUCAAGUUCAAAUCCGGUUGGUGGCACAAUGCGUGCCAUUGUUCUAAUCCAAACGGACUCUAUUUGGCGGGAAACACCACCAUAUUUGCUGAGGGUGUUGUGUACGCACCUUGGCGUACGUAUUACUACUCGCUAAAAUCCAUGCGAUUGAUGGUUAAACGGACUGCGUAAAAUGAUGUACUUGAAAUAGAUACGCAUACAUGAAGUAUUGUUAUGCACAGAAGAGUCCUAUGCAUUAUCUGAAUAAAUUCAAUGAUAGAUGUUUAGACUAUGACACUGAUUCGUUUGUUUAGGUAGGUCAGUGAUGCCCCUAAUGUGCAAUUCCUUAGAUGAUAUGACCAUUAAAAUUUUAUGAAUAUAAUAUACAUGUUGCGACACAUGGUUAUUUUGAUUUUUCAUAUGAAUCGAUAUCUUUAGGAAGUGUCAUCAAAUUUAUGUUUUUCAGUAAAUUAAUUUAAAGUUGUCUAUUUGUAUAUUUAUGGACGUACUUUGGUGUUGCGUCGUAUUGAAAUAUUAAUGCUCUUAUUCUGUAAUUUGGUGCAUAAUUAAACUACAUAUCAUGUGCUAACUAAAACAAAGGAAUCGUCAGCAUUUUUUCACCUGUAUGACUGCACAUUGUAAAAAUCUGCAAGGUGGCAGAAUGAACAUUGAAUCAAAACCUUUUUAGCGAUUUGGACUACUCAACAUUAUAUAAUUGCUGGUUUUGACAGCUGGUAUUCUGAAUGAUUAAGGUUCUGUCAUGAUGCCUGAAGGAU
This is a messenger RNA of Saccostrea cuccullata (small rock oyster), 1157 nucleotides long. Its product is annotated as ficolin-1-like. NCBI's taxonomy places the organism in Eukaryota, Metazoa, Mollusca, Bivalvia, Ostreida, Ostreidae. Bases 16 to 573 code for a protein of 185 amino acids. The transcript has 4 exons. The record is from RefSeq and is a predicted model, not a curated record.